AUGAUUUCCAAUUUUCCCCUUUGUUUGUUACUUCUGCCGACUUUUGUCACUUCCGAAAGCGUUCAUUGGCGUGAGUUUUUUUUUAGAGUGCAGAGAAUAGAAAUUCAAUUUCUUGAGCUUUUCAUGGGAACGGAGAAUGGUUCAUGAUCAUCAACUUUUAAGUCAGUAAAAAAGUUUCCAAAUACUCAGUGGCUUUUAAGAAAGAUAAAGUGCGAAAGGUCGUUUUUAAUUUGGUGAAAAUAAUCAAAAAAAAAAAGAUAUAUGUAAAAUUUUUUUAGAAGUUUUUUUCACAAUUUUUUUCUUCCAAAAAAAUAGACAUUCAAUUAAUUUUGAGCUGUCGAUACAAGAAAAUCGAGCAUUUGAAAAAAAAUCUAAAAGGUUCUAACACGGAAAUUUCAAAAAAAUUUCACAAGUCUCGAAACCAAUGUGAUCCAAGGUGAUCCCAGUCAUGAGUGGUCUACGAACGAACAAAGUCAUGAAAUCGGAAAAUGCGCUUAAUUCACCUUCAGAAGCACUGAGAUUAUUUUUCUAAGCAAAAAUAGAAUUUUUUAUUAAAGAAAAUUUUUUAAAAACACUUCUCUGAAGCCAAAAAAUUUGUUUAACUGUUUCAAAUGGCCUGAAAAAUAGAUAUAGAUGGUAGUCCCUAAAAACAAAAAAAUAAAUGAGCCACAUGUAAUACAAGCCCAUCUAUAGACUGGAUGGCUGCCCUUUCCACUUGAUGAAGCUUUUAUUCAAAUAAAAACAGAGCGACAUUUUUUAACUCAGAAACUCGCAAUGUUCCGUGUUUUGCAAACUUUCAACUGACCGUUUUGGUCUUCAACGUCACAGGAACUAAUUUUAAGCAAUCUUCAAAGCAUUUUUAGGUCGCGAGAAUGGGUUUUCCGAUUAAUUUUUCUUUCGAAAAUCACUCUUAACAGGACAGCUUUUCAGAAUGGCGAUUGAUGACUUGCGAAGAGCCCAAAGAAGGAGCUGCGGUUGAGAAAAAAGGAGCCUCUCCAUGUAGAAUUGGGUUCAUGGAGACCGAAAAAGACCCAUCUCCUAGGACUGCGCCGUUCGAUUCUUGCUUCGAGGUUUGGCAGGGCUAUUUUUUUUUAUAAAUACAGCGUUUCUCACUGUUUGAAUAAAAUUCCUUACGAUAAUUUUCCGGAAUAGAAAGCUGAGAUUUGAAAUUUUUUUCUACGACUUGGAAAAGGUUUUACCUUUUGAAAGGCUUUUUUUUCAAAAAAACUGCAUAGUAUGCAGCAUAUCCUCUUCGAAUAAUUUUUCAGGAAGAUUUCAACGGUAAACUAGGCAACUACUGUAACAUCAUGUGCCCUGGCGCUGAUACAGCUUAUUUAAUAAAAAGAUCGUGAGUAAAUUUUCUUUCACUUUUCAGUAAUGUCGUUCAAUUGUAGACGAAAAAUAAUAAAUUGUACUCAUGGAAAACUCUCACAAACUUUCCGCUUCAGUUUUUUCUUUUUUUUUUCUCGACAGAUUCUGGCGGCGCAGAUCUCAGUGGGAAAAUAUUUUUGUUUGGAAUACAAUUUCCUUGAAGUCAAAUAUGUUCUUAUUUUUUCUUGCAUGACAAAAAAUCCUUUUCAGGUGUUAGUUUAGUAUGAGAAAGGAAGUAGGAAAUCUUUUGGAAAGGAAUUUUUCAGACCUUCUAAUCACCGCAGUUGCUUCGGGCACUUCACAUACAAAUUAGAAAAGCGUGGAAACAACUUUUUCAUGUGGAGAAACGGAAAGUGAGUUUGGAGACCUUUUCGAGAAAAAAUUCGAAGCAAAAAGUAAGAAAAAAAAGUCAGAAGAUCGGAAAUUAAAAUCUUCUUCAAUAAUGAACAAAGCUAGAUUCCCAAUAUUCUGUCAACAAUUAGCGUUCAUCUCAUGUGAAAAAAGAAAAUAGAGCAUGAAGACCAAGAUUUGUUUUAGAUUAUAAAUAAUUUCUUUUCAAAAAGUGUUUCCGAAUUUCUGGGAGCAUCUUGACUCCUUAUUCGACAAGACUUGAACCAGCCUGACCUGUCUGUUCUCUCUUGAACCAUUUCCCUCGUUACUGUUCUUCUUUUUAAACGCACCGGACAAGUGAGGGAAAGAGGGCGCAGACAAACAAGACCGGCUAAAGGAACAGGAAAAGAAAGAAAAACGCAUUAAUAAAAAAUAAGAAACCGAAUCUGUUUAAUAAUCGGUAAGAAAGGCGGAUUUUUUAGAUGCCGAACCUCGAGUGUUCAAUUCCUGGUUCGUUGUGAGUUUCUAUCAGCUCGCGCCGACUUUCCUUCCGAUUCCGUCAUUUUUGAGGAAGCCGAGAAAAUCGCCCACGAUCUUCAAAAUUAAUAACUUUUUCCGUGUACAACUUAAAAGAUGAUGAAAUUUGCGAGUUGAGAAUUCGCUAGAGGCGCUUAUAAUGCGUUCACCACAACUUUAUCUUUUAAGUUUCAGUUCUCAUAAAAGAUGAGGAGAGAUUUGCGCGUAGGGCGACUGUUUCGCGACAGCUCGCAAAAAUUCACACAAAGGAGUUUCGAAUCGUGGUGAACGUACUAUUUUAUCUCUUUAAAAGUACUUCAACUCGAUAAUUUUACGCAAUCAAAAAUUACUUUGUACACACUUCAGAAAAAAGAACAGUUUAAUAAAUUUCUUAUGGCCAUUUCUUACCAUGUGGUUCUUGUUGUUGAUCGUGCUUGCAAAAGUCAAUUCUAUUCCUCGUGAAGACUUCAACUACCGCGAAAGGGAGACUUGCAAGGACGGCUGCGCCUUGAAAAACGGAGAAGUGCUGCUGGUCGACGAGGCCAAGUUGGUUACUCUUUAUAUGGUGGAAUCCACUUUUUUAAUUAAAAAGUUUUUGAUGCAUCAGGUCGUUGGAGAUAAACUAUAGAUGUGCCUUUAGAAGACAAUUUUUUUUUCUUUACUGAAGAAUCUUCGAAACUUUUAGAGCUUAAAAAUCGGCAUGACAGUUACCACAAAGCGAUACUUACUUUUCUACUUUUUAAAGUCAAAAAGUGUUUUUGCCCGUUUUCAGUAUUGAUUCUGAAACGUUUUAUAUUUUUGCGCGAAAUAAACACUGCGAAGAGCUCAGACUGAUCUGCUAUAAUGUAUGUUUUUUCCAACCAGUUCAAGCUGAGAACUCUAAAAUUAAGUAUCGAACGUGCCGCAUCAAUUGUAAUAUGGUCUCACCCGAGAUUCUUCCGUAUGAUUCGAUCAGGAUGGAUGUAAGCCUUUCACAGUUGGUCCCAUUCCGAAAUAUUCUGCAGGAGGAUGAACCGGCAUUCAACCCUUGUAUUGAAAUGAUCGGAAAGUGCAACGGAAUUCCAAUGAAAGCGCUGGCGGAACCUAUUCUUAUACAGAACGUCUUCUUGUUCAUGUGA
Molecule: messenger RNA, 3335 nt
Organism: Caenorhabditis auriculariae
Lineage: Eukaryota; Metazoa; Nematoda; Chromadorea; Rhabditida; Rhabditidae
Source: the annotation of a GenBank genome assembly